GGGAGUCGCGCAUGCGCGGAGGCAGGAGUUGCCCCGGUGGAAACGGCUUCAAAAAAAAAAGCUCCGAGAGGCGACUGAGGGGAUCCCGACCGCCCGACCACCCGCCCGCGAGCCUACCCAAAGAAACUAAUGUGGAGGAAUUCAGCUGUGACCACUGUGGUGACUUGAGAAUGCACUGCUCAUCAAAGAAUGUACAAAAGAAGACUGAAAUGGAGGAUUGGUCGAGAGCUUCGAUGGAGCUAAUCUUAUAGUUGACUCGUUGCUUCCUUUGUGAUGAUGUUCUGAAAUUCCCAAGUUCUGGCAUUGUGGGGUUUGCAUGGCAAAGUAACCGUGGAGAAGCCAGGCUAUCACAAACUGAUGGAUUUUGACAAGAGAGGAGGGAGGGGUGAAAUGGAAGAAACAAAAAGAAUGUCUAAAUCUGGUGGUCGGGGAGCCAAUUGUGGCCGGAGUACGGGGACCAGCUCCGGAGUCUUAAUGGUGGGUCCCAACUUCCGAGUGGGGAAGAAGAUUGGAUGUGGGAAUUUUGGAGAGCUUCGUCUAGGGAAAAAUUUGUACACAAAUGAGUAUGUGGCCAUUAAACUGGAACCUAUAAAAUCCAGAGCUCCACAACUUCAUUUGGAGUACAGAUUCUACAAGCAGCUGGGAAAUGCAGAGGGAAUUCCUCAGGUUUACUACUUUGGCCCCUGUGGGAAGUACAACGCCAUGGUACUGGAGUUACUGGGACCUAGCUUGGAGGAUUUAUUUGAUCUUUGUGAUCGGACAUUUUCACUUAAAACUGUACUAAUGAUCGCUAUACAGUUGAUUACACGGAUGGAAUUUGUACACAGUAAAAGUUUGAUAUACAGAGACGUUAAGCCGGAGAAUUUCUUAGUGGGACGACCGGGGAGUAAACGACAGCAUACCAUUCACAUCAUAGACUUUGGCCUUGCCAAAGAAUACAUAGAUCCAGAGACCAAAAAGCACAUCCCGUACCGAGAGCACAAGAGUUUAACCGGGACGGCACGAUACAUGAGUAUAAACACACAUCUGGGCAAAGAACAAAGUCGAAGGGAUGACCUCGAAGCACUAGGGCACAUGUUUAUGUACUUCCUCCGAGGUAGCUUGCCAUGGCAAGGUCUCAAGGCUGACACAUUAAAAGAGAGAUAUCAGAAAAUAGGAGACACCAAGCGAGCUACACCAAUUGAAGUCUUAUGUGAUAACUUUCCAGAAGAAAUGGCAACAUAUCUCCGCUAUGUGCGAAGACUCGACUUUUUUGAGAAACCAGAUUACGAAUACCUGCGGAAACUCUUCACAGAUUUGUUUGACAGGAAUGGCUUUGUGUUUGAUUACGAAUACGAUUGGGUUGGCAAACCAAUACCAACUCCCAUUGGUUCAAUCCACGCUGACAUGGCGCUCUCUCCAACCAACCGAGAUAAAGCACAGCAACAAACCAAACAUCAGUUAGCAGAUCGCAAUGGAGCAUGUGAACCUCAGGCCAGUCGCCAGCCCAGUGCCCAUCAUGUGGGAACACACCUAGCGUCUGACAGGCUCGAGGGUUCUGUACAGGUGGUGAGUUCAACGAAUGGAGAACUUAACACUGAUGACCCCACGGCAGGACACUCCAAUGCGCCUAUCACAGCCCCAGCAGAGAUUGAAGUGGCAGAUGAUACCAGGUGCUGCUGUUUCUUUAACAGGAGGAAGAGGAAAACUAUUCAGCGCCAUAAGUGACUUUGACAGCUGCUGUGAGGUUUACAUGUGUGCUCUGCAACUUUCCAGUCACGAUAGAUUCAGAAACCCAUCCCUUUUGUGGCAGGCAUCUCUAUCUGCUGUUGUCUACCAUCUUGACUCCUGUGCCCAGUGUGUUGGGCUGCUGACAUUGGCACUCUUUCCUGCUGUGAAACUCAUACAGGUUGUGGACUUGACAAAAUUCACCAUUGCAAAGUUUUAAACAGCCCAUUUCUGUGGGGAUUCACAACAACACACAAAAAAAACAUUUGUUUUUGAAAAUCAACACGAGAAGCUCAGCAUUAAGUAGGAUUAGUCUCUCGGUGGGAUCAAGGCAAGGAGCAUCGAGGGCAAGUUUUUACAAAGAUCCCCUCCCCCCCGCCCCCAUGGAGGAAAAAGGGGCAGCAAAUGGUUACUUCAAGAUUGUAACUCUGGCUGUUGGCACAAUCGGAAGCACAACCUAAGAUGUGCUUAGUUCCUCUCCUGUGUUCUAGAGCAAGUCAAACAUUUCUCCUUUGUUUUUUUGGUCAACGUGAAUGCGUGUUUUCUCGCAGUGGGGGGUGAUGUCCAUGGUCAGGCUUUCCCUCAGCGGGUAUUGCGCUUUCCAUAACUGUGUGUAAAGAGCUUUUUAAUGGGGUCUGAUUGUGCAAACACUUCUUUCCGCAUAUCUUGUCUAAGGGAAUACAAAAACCGGUGGGAAAUGCAGCAUGUUCUUAAAUGUAAUCAUGACCGUGUAAUGUUUGCAAAGUGUAAAUGAGGCUGUUGUCUUAUUGAACUGGGUAGAGUUAGGACCUGGUAGUUCACAGAAAUUUUCAAAUGGGGGAAGAGAGAAAAAAAAAUCUGGAGAUUUUUUUUGAGUUGUGGCAAUGAGGCCAGAGGUGGGCAUGUGAUGGCUUCCUUAUGGCGAGCUUAGAUUCAGGCCUUUCUGUGGAGGAAUGAGCCAGACCAGGGCAGAGCAGCCGGCUUGCUUAGUCAGGGACAGUUUUUGCACAGUUCAUGGCUUCUUGCAUAAUCGUACUACACACCCAGGAGAGAUUGGAGCCUUGAUUGGUUGUCAGUAAAUCGUAGAGGAACAACGUUAAUGGAAAGCCUCCCACAGUUUGAAACUAUUUGACGAUGAUAAGGCGCAAAGCAAAGCUUCUCUAGACAGACCAGCGUUCAGCUACAGGUACAUUUGUCCGGAAGGAAGUAGGCAUAAGGACUCCUCCGAAUCAGCCGUUUAUUAUUGUAGAUGAAAUGGCAACGAGAAGGAAUUUUUCUUUCAGUAAGUUAUUAUUGAUUCACGUGUUUAGGAUGAGCAAAUAGCUCCAGGUUUCUGAAGACUUUGUUGGAAAGCUAAUGAAGCAAUGAACAGUGACACAGUCCCUUCACAUCAGGAUCUGAAGCCACGGCUGCUCAGCCCCCCCUGAAGUCGGACACAAGUUCAUUGGAUUUUUGAAGCCACACCUAGCUUUACCCAUUGCUUUCAUCCUGGCUCAAAGCUUUUAAUAAACCACUCAUUUUGAACAGGGGUGGGAGUUAGUUGUUGAAAAACAAAGAUUUUAUGUACAAUUUUAAUUGCAAAAUCUACUGUUUUAUUUCCAAGUGCAUUUCCUUUCAAUCUUGUACCAUUUUAGAAUACUCUCUUCCUAUUUAGUACAAAGUUGCAGGUUCUACUCAGGAAAAUAGGGUACUUGAGAAUGGGCCCCUGGCAAGACUGGGUUAUUUGCUCAUUAUCCAUCUCAAUAGAAACUGGCUAACUCUAGGUCCAAGUAAUACUAGGGCUUCUACUUCACUCUAGAGUCUACCCUUGGUGUCUUGCACACAACUACACUGAGGUCAUAUUCUUUACUGUAUCCUGCCUGUUAUUGAUGCUGUCUUCAUCGCACGGUACCCCACGAGAGGUGCAGAGGAAAGCUCGCCCACCACGACCACAUGUGCAACAUUCUCCUUGUGUAAGAUUCAAUUUUUAUUUGGUUUUAAAAGAUUUUCUUCCCUGAAAAAUGCUUUAGUCUCAAUUGUGGAUUAUGUCCAUUUACCAAGAGUAGGAUGUUCGGCAAUGCGGAUACAGAGGGUGAAAAGGAAUGUUUUGCCAGCCAGAUACCCAAGUGAGUAAUAUGUUUAAUAGACUCCAGUUUGAUAAGCAAGGAACUCCAGUGUGCUACAUAAUGUUUGUUUGAGUGAUGGUUGGAAAAGCCUGAACUACUAGAAUAAUAGUUUGCAUUAUGAAUUCAGUUUGUAAGCAUGAAUAAAUGAUUGUUGUUAAAGGGUCUGAUUGGCCUAUGUGGGGUAACAGGUACCCUGGAACGCUAAUGUGCAGGUGGGUUUUUCUCUCUCUGCACACGUGAUGAUA
Messenger RNA from Callorhinchus milii (elephant shark), 4036 nucleotides. Its product is annotated as casein kinase I. NCBI's taxonomy places the organism in Eukaryota, Metazoa, Chordata, Chondrichthyes, Chimaeriformes, Callorhinchidae. Gene Ontology annotation, cellular component: cytoplasm; plasma membrane; nucleus. Gene Ontology annotation, molecular function: ATP binding; protein serine/threonine kinase activity. The record is from RefSeq and is a predicted model, not a curated record. The transcript has 13 exons. Gene Ontology annotation, biological process: signal transduction; peptidyl-serine phosphorylation; endocytosis. Bases 358 to 1707 code for a protein of 449 amino acids.